Thyridium curvatum is the source of this 1614-nucleotide messenger RNA. RefSeq lists its product as uncharacterized. Lineage: Eukaryota; Fungi; Ascomycota; Sordariomycetes; Thyridiales; Thyridiaceae. The record is from RefSeq and is a predicted model, not a curated record. Bases 1 to 1614 code for a protein of 537 amino acids. The transcript has 4 exons. Gene Ontology annotation, molecular function: dipeptidyl-peptidase activity.
AUGUCCGAGACACGGCUGCGCCAUACCUUGACUUCGCCGUUGAGCCACCCGUCUUCGCGCGGCGCAGUGCCUCAGGAGUACUUGAGACGGUCUGUGGAUGGAAUGAUCAUUGAGACACAUGUGGCCGUGCCUCUCCGAACAGGUUAUCACGCAUUUGCUGACGUCUAUCGACCGGAGAACGAGUCUGAGGCAGUGCCAGUGAUUAUUUCAUGGACGCCAUACGGAAAGCACAACCCAGCACCGUUAUGGAAGAUAUACCCACAGUCAGGGGCAAACCGCGAGUGGUACUCGGACUACACAUGCUUCGAGGCGCCGGACCCCAUCUACUGGACUCAAAGGGGCUAUGCUGUGGUCAUCGCCGACGUAGCCGGGACUUGGCACGGGGAAGGUGUAGCCACAUUCUCCUCGGGUCUAGAGGAAGCCGAAAGCUUCUAUGACACCAUCGAGUGGAUCGCUGCGAGACCCUGGAGCAAUGGAAACGUCGGGCUGAGCGGCGUGUCGUACCUCGCGGUCAGCCAGUGGCACGUAGCAGCUCUGAACCCGCCGAGCCUGAAGUGCAUCGUGCCCGUCGAAGGCUGGUCCGACUUUUACCGAGAAGUUCUUCGCCACGGGGGGAUCCCCGACACGAGCUUCUUCCCCUACAUCGCUGAGCGCUGGGGCGCCGCUGUCAGCUCUGUGGAGGAUCUCAUGGAGGAGUCUCUCGACCAUCCGCUGUGGGACGAGCUAUGGGAGUCGAAGAGGGCCAAGCUGGAGAAGAUCCAGGUUCCUGCCCUGGUCAUCGCCAGCUUUUCGGACCAGGGCCUGCACACGCGCGGGACUCUGGAAGGAUACAAGAAGAUCGCCAGCCGCGAGAAGUGGUUGAUCGUGCACCGACGCAGGAAGUGGGAGUUCUACUACCGCCCUGAUAUUGUAGAGAAGCAACGCCAGUUCUACGACAAGUUCCUAAAGGGCCGGGCCGACAACGAGGUAGAGUCUUGGCCUCCCGUCAGGCUCGAGAUCAGUGAUCGCUGGUACGAAGGACAGUGGAGAGACGAGAUGGAGUGGCCGCUGAGAAGGCAAAUACACACGCCUUGGUACCUCGAUGGCAGGUCGUCGGCCAUAUCAGACGCAACUGCCACGGAGGCGUCUUGCGUUGAGUAUCACUCCUUGUCGGGCGGUCCGACGGCGACUCGCGCUGUGUUCGACAGAGAGUUCUCCAGCGAUACAGAGAUCACCGGACACAUUUCUGCUACUCUGUUUAUGGAAACCAGCGAGGGCGAUGACAUGGACGUCUUUGUGGCUAUUUACAAGCUGGACAGCCAAGACCGCCUUGUGGGCCAAGCCUUUUACGCACAGUACUCGGACGGGCCGGUGUCUCUCGGGUGGCUUCGAGCUUCGCGCCGCAAGAUCGAUCCCGCUCAAUCUUCACCUGGUCAGCCUGUCGCGGCGCAUACGCACGAAGAAAAGCUAUCACCGCGGAAGGUGUACCAGCUGGACAUUGAGCUUUGGGCUAGCUCGAUGUGUUAUCGAUCUGGCGAGAAGCUCCGAUUCGUCGUUCAAGGAACCGAUAUUGCCGUAUGUCUUGAUGAGACAAACAAGCCAGACAAAGGGGCGCAAGAUCUUCACUCGCCAUGA